This is a messenger RNA of Gilbertella persicaria, 4860 nucleotides long. RefSeq names its product P-loop containing nucleoside triphosphate hydrolase protein. Gene Ontology annotation, cellular component: vesicle; myosin complex; cytoplasm. The transcript is spliced from 12 exons. Lineage: Eukaryota; Fungi; Mucoromycota; Mucoromycetes; Mucorales; Choanephoraceae. Gene Ontology annotation, biological process: vesicle transport along actin filament; actin filament organization. Gene Ontology annotation, molecular function: ATP binding; actin filament binding; microfilament motor activity. The record is from RefSeq and is a predicted model, not a curated record. Bases 1 to 4860 code for a protein of 1619 amino acids.
AUGCCAGAACCAGAAAUAAAAGACUUUGCUGCUCAACAAGCUGUCGAAGUCUACACAAAAGGAACAAAAGCUUGGUUUCCUGAUAAAGAAGAAGGCUGGGUUUCUGCUUCUUGUAAAUCUAAUGAUAUUGUAGACGACAAAGUGACUCUUACUUUUGAGGACGAUACAGACGGAAAAGAACAUGUAUUUGAGUCCACUUUCUCUCUUAUUAGUAAAACCAACGGUUCUACUUUACCUCCACUAAGAAAUCCACCGAAAAUGGAAUACACAGAUGACUUGACAAAUCUGAGUUAUUUAAAUGAACCUGCAGUCUUGAAUACGAUUAGAACAAGAUACAUGCAGCGUUUAAUCUAUACAUAUUCUGGUAUCGUUUUGAUUGCUGUGAAUCCGUUUGCUCGUGUAUCGCUUUAUGAGCCAGAUAUUGUGCAACAAUACUCGGGAAAAAGACGCGGAGAACUAGAGCCUCAUCUGUUUGCCAUUGCGGAAGAUGCCUAUCGUUGCAUGAAGAGAGAAGAAAAAAACCAAACGAUUGUCGUGUCGGGUGAAAGUGGUGCUGGUAAGACUGUCAGUGCUAAAUUUAUCAUGCGAUACUUUGCUACUGCAGAUGAUCAGGAAAGUUCCAGUAAAAAGAAAAAAACAGACGGAUCUAUGACCGAGGUUGAGGAACAAAUUUUAGCUACAAAUCCUAUCAUGGAAGCCUUUGGUAAUGCAAAAACGACUCGUAACGACAACUCUUCAAGAUUUGGUAAAUAUAUUGAGAUUCAGUUUGAUAUGGAAGCAAACAUUAUUGGUGCCAAGAUCAGAACCUAUCUUUUGGAAAGAUCAAGAUUAAUUUUCCAGCCCGAGACAGAAAGAAAUUACCAUAUAUUUUAUCAGCUUUGUGCUGGAGCUCCUUCAAAAGAGAAAAAAGAUUUUCAGCUGGGUACAUAUUCUGAUUUUCAUUACCUCAAUCAAAGUGGCACAGGAGAAAUUGCUGGUGUAAACGAUAUAGAAGAAUUUGAAGUGACACAAAAGGCUUUAUCCACAGUUGGUCUAUCAGUGGAUUUGCAAUGGAAAAUAUUUCGUAUACUAGCUGCCUUGCUUCACAUUGGUAAUAUCAAAGUAACAGGGCGCAAUGAUGCUUUAGUAUCCGAUACAGAUGAGGCACUUGCUAUUGCAACCAAGUUGCUAGGCAUCAAUGCCAGCGAUUUCAGGAAAUGGAUUGUGCGAAAACAGAUCAUUACUCGAUCAGAGAAGAUUGUCACUAAUCUAAGUCCUGCUCAGGCACAUGUAGUCAAAGAUUCAGUAGCAAAAUAUAUUUAUUCCAACUUGUUUGAUUGGCUUGUAGGCAUUAUUAAUGACAGUCUAUCUUGUCCAAAUGACGACCAAAUCAGAAACUUUAUUGGUGUCUUGGAUAUUUACGGUUUUGAACAUUUCAAGAAAAACUCGUUUGAACAAUUCUGUAUUAACUAUGCCAACGAAAAACUUCAACAACAGUUUAAUCAACAUGUAUUCAAACUAGAGCAAGAAGAAUAUAUGCGCGAACAAAUUAACUGGACAUUUAUUGAAUUCAGUGACAAUCAAAAGUGCAUUGAAAUGAUUGAAGGAAGAAUGGGUAUUUUAUCACUUUUAGAUGAGGAAUCUCGUUUACCUGCUGGUACAGAUCAAGGCUUUUGUCAAAAACUAUAUGACAACUUUAGUACUCCAGAUUACAAAAACUAUUUUAAAAAGCCUCGUUUCUCUAAUGCCGCAUUUACAGUUGCACAUUAUGCUCAUGAUGUUCAAUAUGAAGCUGAAAACUUUUUAGAAAAGAACAAAGACUCUUUGCCAGAUGAACAUCUUCAGUUACUUCAAAACUCUGAAUUCACGUUCUUGCCAGAUAUUCUUGCCAAGUCUACAGAAGCUGCUAAUGCUGUUGCAGCAGUUGACAACAAAAGAAAGAGUAUGAUUGCUAGAAAGCCUACACUUGGCUCUAUCUUUAAAAACUCUUUGAUUAGCUUAAUGGACACUAUUGGAGAAACAAACGUGCAUUAUAUUCGUUGUAUUAAGCCUAAUGAAGCCAAGGUGGCCUGGGAAUUUGAAGCGCCUAUGGUACUUUCACAACUUCGUGCAUGUGGCGUGCUAGAAACCAUUCGUAUCAGUUGUUUAGGUUAUCCCUCUCGUUGGACAUUUGAAGAGUUUGCUGAUCGUUAUUAUGCCUUGGUAUCUUCCAAACACUGGGAUCCAAAAGUCAACCCAAACGUCAGGGACCUAUGUCAAGUUAUUCUGGAUAGUUGCAUUAAUGACACAGACAAAUAUCAGAUAGGUCAGACUAAAAUCUUUUUCCGUGCUGGUCAGCUUGCCUACCUUGAAAAGCUACGAUCUGAUAGAUUCAAUGAUUGCGCUACUGUACUUCAAAAGAACAUUCGAAGAUUUGUAUAUCGUCAUCGAUAUAUGCGUAUGCGCGAGUUGGCUAUUCGACUUCAGGCUGUGGCUCGCAAGCAAGUUGCACAAAAAGCAUUGCGCAAACUCCAAGAAGAAAAAGCAGCCAUUGUUAUUCAAAAGGAAUUUCGUAGAUUUGCAGCUCGCAGAGAAUUUUUGGCAAAGAAAGAAUUUGCUGUCAAGAUCCAAAAAGUUGUUCGUGCUCGCAAUGCUCGCCAUAAGCAUAAAGAGCUCUUGGAAAACCAUGCAGCUGUGCAGAUUCAGCGUUGUGUUAGAGGAAUGUUGGCUCGUAAAUGGUACAAGACCCAAAUCCAACAUAUUGUUUAUUUGCAAUCUUGCGUCCGACGUCAUGCUGCUCGUAAGGAGCUUCUUACAUUAAAGGCAGAAGCUAGAUCUGCCAGUCACUUCAAAGAAGUUUCCUAUAAAUUAGAAAACAAGGUCGUUGAACUUACACAAACCAUCACCAUUCUUAAGACAGAAAAAAGUGAGUUAGCAAGUAAGGCCGCUCACUUUGAAUCACAAAUGUCAUUAUGGACUGAAAAACACAACAAACUUGAACAAGGCGCCAAGUCAAUAGAAGCCGAGUUGCGUGAAAAUAGGGUUCCUAGAGCAGAAUUUGAAGCCAUCCAACAAGAAAACCAGACUCUCAAAACUGAGCGCACAGAAGCUCUAGAAAAAGUAACAAACUUGACAACUCAAGUUGAACAGUUACAGCAAGAAUUGAAGAGUCAGAAAGAAACUAUUGUAAUCUUGGAAUCCAGAAAUAUUGAGGCUGCUCCUGUAAAUAACGAAGAGAUGACUGACUUAAAGGCCCAAAUUGUGGCAUUGAAAGCACAGUUGGCAAAGGCUAUGCAUACACGUCAAGGCACACUAUCUCCUGGUAGCCAAAACAAGAGCCGCUCUAUAUCACCUGCCAAUAUUAGAAAGCCUAUUUCUCGCCCUGUGGAAGAAAUUGAGGAAGCUAACUAUGUUAAGGCAUUACCACAAACAAAUAAGCUCACAAACCGCAAAAUUCGUCGCAACAGCUCUGCUGAAGUUACUAGCAGUCUUCCCAAGUCAUCAAUUGAUCAGCUACGAAGAGCAGAGACAUAUGGUAAGAGCAAGAACCCUCGCCCUACAUCUGUUGGCAUUUUGAACACACUUGCCGGUGGUAAAAGUAAUCGCCUAGAUAUUAUUUCUGACAACCCCGAAGAAGAAAUUAACGCUAUUUUGAGACAAGCAGAUCCUCUUCAGGAAGAAGUGUUUGAAGGACUUAUCAAGUCACUUAAGCUUCCUCUUCCUAGCGAGAAGAAUCCUCCUUCUCAAAAAGAAGUCGUGUUCCCUGCUCAUAUCAUUAACAUGUGCAUUAACGAUAUGUGGAGAAUCGGAUACAAUCGCGAAUCAGAAAGCAUGUUGUUUGGGGUUAUGGAUACAAUUCAAAAACAAUGUUUGAGUUUUACCGGAGAAGAUGCUAUCAUUCCUUGUGCUUUUUGGCUUACUAAUGUGCACGAAUUAUUGUCGCUGAUUGUUCAAUCGGAACAACGUCUUGAAUAUGAAAUGCAAGAACGAGGACACUCUAUUGGAUGGCGCGAGUUUGAAAAGCUAAUGCAAACCAUCAAGUUUGAAAUGCAAUGCUUAGAGGACAACAUUUUCCAUGCAUGGAUGAAAGAGAUCAAGCGCAAAUAUAGUAAGAUGGUCAUUCCAGCUGUCAUUGAAAGUCAAUCUUUGCCUGGAUUUAUUACAAACGAUUCUGGUAGAUUCCUUAACAAGCUUCUUUUGGGAUCAACAGGACCUGCCUUUAGUAUGGAUGACUUGUUAAGCUUCCUUAACAAAAUCUAUCGCACCAUGACUUGCUACUUUAUGGAACCUUCUGUUAUGAAUCAAGUAUUGAUUGAGGUGCUGAAAAUGACAGGUGUUACAGCAUUUAAUGACUUACUCAUGAGAAAGAACUUCUCUUCUUGGAAGCGAGCUAUGCAAAUUCAAUACAAUACUACACGUAUUGAGGAAUGGUGUAAGGGUCACAACAUUCCUGAGGGAACUCUUCAACUCGAACAUUUGAUGCAAGCAACGAAAUUACUUCAAUUUAAAAAAGCUACUUUGGAAGAUAUUGAGAACAUUUACGACGUCUGCUGGAUCUUAUCUCCCACUCAAAUCCAAAAGUUGAUUUCUCAAUACUAUGUAGCUGAUUAUGAAAAUCCUAUCCAGCCUGAGAUUCUUCGUGCUGUUGCUUCCCGUGUAGUCAAUGGCGAUAAAGAUGAUGUUUUACUCUUGGAUUCUAUCCCCAUGGAUGACACUACGACUAUUUAUGAAGUUCCCAGUCCUCGUGAAACAAAAUCAUACCUUUAUCUACCUGCGUGGUUGAACUUGAAGCGCAUCCGUCGCUUGAUCUUGUUGGAAAAUGCAUUGGCUAGUCGAGAAGCAGAUGCUAAACAAGAGGAUCUAUCAAUCACUUCUGAACCAAAAGCCAUUUUAACGACCUAA